Messenger RNA from Coccinella septempunctata (seven-spotted ladybird), 2891 nucleotides. Its product is annotated as ankyrin-3-like. NCBI's taxonomy places the organism in Eukaryota, Metazoa, Arthropoda, Insecta, Coleoptera, Coccinellidae. Bases 111 to 2891 code for a protein of 926 amino acids. The transcript is spliced from 4 exons. The record is from RefSeq and is a predicted model, not a curated record. Gene Ontology annotation, molecular function: protein binding.
UCAUACCUUAAGUUUUAGUUGUGAAGAAUCUUCGCUCACUUUUUUUCUUUUGAGAUCCAUUCCAAAACUAUUUUUCUAAAUUAAAUUAUUUCCCAAGUUCGUUGAACAUCAUGGAGUACAAUUACAGAAACGUUUCAGCUGUUCAAUUCGUCAAGAAUGUGAAAUGUCAUUGGACCGUCGAAAAUGUGGCAGACUUUUUGGAGAAUAGGCUGCCGCAUUUGGAUUUCAGUGUGGACACUUGGAGUUAUCAGAGGAAAACUGCCUUAGAAUUAUUGGUAGGUGACAAGACUCGUCAUAGUUCCAGGGACAAGUUAGUGAUGUGCCUUCUUCUGAAGCAUGGAGCAAAUCCUUUGAAAUGUAGGAGCAGGGAAACCAUUAUGCAGAGGAUUUUACGACAUAAGGAUUCUGCCUUGAUCAUCAACUUUCUUAUGUUCGUGAAAGAUAUAAACAUUUUUCAUGGAGGAAGUACUGCCUUACAUAUCGCCGUUAGUAGAAGAUUGAAAGACGUGGUGAAAUAUAUUAUCAGAAGGAACGAGUUAAAUAUAAACAUGAGGACGAAUGGAAAAUGGACAGCUUUACACGAAGCUACAAAAGCAGGAAGGCUUGAUAUCAUUAAAACCCUCCUGGACAAUGGGGCGGACGUAGAGGCCAGAGAUGAAGCUGGGCAAACUCCACUGCAUUGGGCUGUCAGAUUCCAUUCUUCCAUGGAUCUAGUCAAGACACUGGUUGAAAGCGGAGCGGAUGUUAACUCGAAGGAUGAAUAUGGAUGUACACCCCUGCAUAUCCUCUGUACUAAAAGAGCAGGAGUGAAUAUGGAUAUAUUUGAUCUCCUGCUCCAAAAAAUGGACAAUCCAAAUACAGAGGACUCAAAGGGAUCUACACCAAUUCAUAACCUGAUGAGACUCUUACCAGUCAAUUCCCUGCCUAGAAAUAAGAAGCUCGUAGAAUUAUUUUUGAAAUAUGGUGGAAGCUUGAACAAGGAAGACGGUAUAUUUGGUACCGUGCUUCACGUGGCAGCUUGUUCAAACCAUUCUGCGAAUUUUUUGAUGUUCCUUAUGGAAAAGGGAGCCUAUGCGUGCAUUUUGAAUGGGGCAAACUCAACGUUCUUGGACUACAUUAUACGGAGCGAUAGGAAGAAAGUGAAAGAAAUCGUGAAAAAUAUGAUUGUCCAGGAGUUCAAGGGAAGAUUCGAUUUGGAUCCCCUACUUUUGAAUUGCGUGAGGACAGACCGUGAAAUCAAUGAAUAUGUGAGGUCGUCUGUUCAAUUCGUCAAGAAUGUGAAAUGUCAUUGGACCGUCGAAAAUGUGGCAGACUUUUUGGAGAAUAGGCUGCCGCAUUUGGAUUUCAGUGUGGACACUUGGAGUUAUCAGAGGAAAACUGCCUUAGAAUUAUUGGUAGGUGACAAGACCCGUCAUAGUUCCAGGGACAAGUUAGUGAUGUGCCUUCUUCUGAAGCAUGGAGCAAAUCCUUUGAAAUGUAGGAGCAGGGAAACCAUUAUGCAGAGGAUUUUACGACAUAAGGAUUCUGCCUUGAUCAUCAACUUCCUUAUGUUCGUGAAAGAUAUAAACAUUUUUCAUGGAGGAAGUACUGCCUUACAUAUCGCCGUUAGUAGAAGAUUGAAAGACGUGGUGGAAUAUAUUAUCAGUAGGAACGAGUUAAAUAUAAACAUGAGGACGAAUGGAAAAUGGACAGCUUUACACGAAGCUACAAAAGCAGGAAGGCUAGAUAUCAUUAAAACCCUCCUGGACAAUGGGGCGGACGUAGAGGCCAGAGAUGAAGCUGGGCAAACUCCACUGCAUUGGGCUGUCAGUUUCCAUUCUUCCAUGGAUCUAGUCAAGACACUGGUUGAAAGCGGAGCGGAUGUUAACUCGAAGGAUGAAUAUGGAUGUACACCCCUGCAUAUCCUCUGUACUAAAGGAGCAGGAGUGAAUAUGGAUAUAUUUGAUCUCCUGCUCCAAAAAAUGGACAAUCCAAAUACAGAGGACUCAAAGGGAUCUACACCAAUUCAUAACCUGAUGAGACUCUUACCAGUCAAUUCCCUGCCUAGAAAUAAGAAGCUCGUAGAAUUAUUUUUGAAAUAUGGUGGAAGCUUGAACAAGGAAGACGGUAUAUUUGGUACCGUGCUUCACGUGGCAGCUUGUUCGAACCAUUCUGCGAAUUUUUUGAUGUUCCUUAUGGAAAAGGGAGCCUAUGCGUGCAUUUUGAAUGGGGCAAACUUAACGUUCUUGGACUACAUUAUACGGAGCGAUAGGAAGAAAGUGAAAGAAAUCGUGAAAAAUAUGAUUGUCCAGGAGUUCAAGGGAAGAUUCGAUUUGGAUCCCCUACUUUUGAAUUGCGUGAGGACAGACCGUGAAAUCAAUGAAUAUGUGAGGUCGUGUAAGAUUGAACUCUGCUUACUUAAUGGCCGUCAACUGGGGAACGAAAAACAAGUAUCCUUAUUCACGGUCUUGUCCUCGGAUGACAGAACCCUGGCAAAUAUUUUCAGAAAUGCUCUUACCAGGAACGAAAUGGCCAAAUUUCAUAGGCGAAAAUUUCCUAUGUUCAAGAAAAAAAUUCCUAUUUAUGGGCGGAAUUUGAUUUGUAACUAUAAACUUGGUUUGAAAAGGAUGCAGUCUGAAAAUAUUUUUCACGAUUUCUUAACACGAAUCGGUGGAAACGAUCUGAGCAUUUACUCAGUGGAAGAAAUAAUAAGACUUUGUCCUACUGAGGAAAUGAUUAAACUGAAACCGAUUUCAUUCCAACGGUCUGCUCCUAUAAAGAGUUUGAUCACUGAAAGAGUAGCGAAUUUCCAAAAUCACAACGCGGACAAUUUUGUAAGGAAUAUUUUAUUCAGUAUUCAUUUGUAUAUUUUCGUUUAUCUUAUUACCAUUUCUUUCAAAUCUGACAUUUAA